Phycodurus eques (leafy seadragon) is the source of this 2767-nucleotide messenger RNA. RefSeq names its product bloodthirsty-related gene family, member 1 (gene btr01). NCBI's taxonomy places the organism in Eukaryota, Metazoa, Chordata, Actinopteri, Syngnathiformes, Syngnathidae. The transcript is spliced from 11 exons. The record is from RefSeq and is a predicted model, not a curated record. Bases 253 to 1980 code for a protein of 575 amino acids. Gene Ontology annotation, molecular function: zinc ion binding; protein binding.
AACAAACAAAAGUGUGACAAACGUUUAUGUCCCUUUUAUAUUUAAUCUACACAAGAAAUGUACGAAAGUACAAACUGGACAUACCUGUCAAGCAGGUUUGUUUGGACUGACUGUGGGUGGGACCAACUGUCCAAUGUGAAAAGAAAGAUUCGUUAAGCAAAAACAAAAUUAGUGAAGCGGAGACACGAAUUAUCUCCUGAACGAAGAAGCGACAGGUUUGACAAUCAGACGACUCAAAUUGAAAUUAAAAGGAUGGCCGUGGCAAUGCCCAGAGACUUUCUCUCUGAAGAUCAGAUAAGCUGUUCAAUUUGUCUGGAAGUCUUCGGCAACCCAGUGACAACACCAUGUGGCCACAGUUUCUGUCAAGCCUGUAUUUCCUCCUACUGGGAUAGAAGAGCAAACACCAAGGUCUACCUUUGUCCCCUCUGUAAGGAAUCAUUUCACAAGCGACCAGAACUUCAUGUCAAUCGAGCUCUCAAGGAAAUCACACAACAGUUCAAAAAAAUCACCAACACUGGAGUUGCAGCUGAUGUAGGCGGGAAAAGGGGAAUGGAAGAUACAGCCCUGUCCUCCUUUCAUAGUAAACUGUUUCCCCAAAGCACCAGUCUUGCCCACCCGUCCAUGCAGAUGCAGAGCAAUGAACAUAGCGACCCUCCUCCACCUUCCUCACAUCCGAGCAGGAACACUUGGAACCAUCCCAGUGACUCCUCUCCUUGUUCACCCAUGUGUCCAAUCCACCAACGACUGAAGGAGUUGUUCUGUCGAACUGAUGCAAGCUGUGUGUGCAGCGUUUGUGCAGAGUCAUUCGCGCACAAAGGGCACGACAUCAUUCCAGUCAAGACAGAAUGGGACAUUAAGAAGUCACAAUUGGGUACUGCAGAGGAGCACCUGAAGGAGCUAAUCUGCAAAAGAGAGAAGAAAUGUCAGGAAAUAAAUAACUCCCUCUUGGGCAUUGAUGUAAGUUUUCAAUCUAAGGCUGCUGCUGAGAGAGAGGUAGAGGGUACUGUUUCUGUGUUUUCGAAGCUCAUCUCGACAAUGGAGUGCUGUCAAGCUCAUGUCUUAGAGGUGAUAGAGAUGAAUCGUAGAACUGCCCACCAUAGGAGUCAGAGCUUGCUGACGGUCCUCGAAGAGGAGAUCGCAGAGUUGAAAAACAGGAGCACAUCACUGGGCCAUCUUGCUCUGACAGAAGACCACAUACUUUUUCUACAGAUGUUCCCUUCCUUGUCCACCCCACCACAGUUGAACGAUAGCUCAAAUGUCUCAAUGUCGUCCGAAAUGACGACUGGGACAAUUCUAGAAUCUGUCAGCCAAAUGACAGAGCGUUUUCAAGAAGAGAUCCAAAAACUUCCAAUGGAAUGCAACAAAUCCUUAUUGCUCCGAUCUGUCGACAGACCUAAACCAAGGGCAAAAAUGGUUCAAGAUUAUGCAGCAAAUAUAACGCUUGACCCAAAUACAGCCCACCCUCAUCUCAUCAUCUCGGUAGAUGGGAAGCAGGUCUUUUGUGGUGGCAGUCAGCGGCCUGUACCUGACAGCCCAAACCGGUUUGAUCGGGUGGUGUGUGUGCUGGCUCACCAGGGAUUUCGGUCAGGACGUCAUUACUGGGAGGUAGAAGUGGGUGAAAAGACUGACUGGGACUUGGGAGUAGCGAGCCGAUCUAUUAGACGAAAGGGCAAAAUCACUGUAAAUCCUGCGCAUGGCUUCUGGUUCUUGAGUCUACGAGAUCAAGUUGACUACACUUUUCGAACAGAACCGUCAACCAUCAUUCAAGUGAAACCCAGACCCUCACGCGUUGGAGUCUUUGUGGAUUGUGACAAGGGAGUUGUGUCUUUCUACAAUGUGGAGGCAAAAGUGCUUAUCUACAGAUUCAGAGAUGAAUUUCAUGACACAGUGCAUCCAUUCUUCAGUCCCUGUACAAAUAAAUCUGGAAAAAAUGAUGCUCCACUAAUUAUUUGCCCUUUUGCAAUGACAAACUGCAAUUAAGAUGAAACAGAUUAAGAAGAAUUAAGCAGCAGAGCAGGUAGUUACAGUGGAGUAAAUAAAUUGUUGGAACAGGGCCAUGUUUAUGAAUGUUCAUCUCAUGUUAUGUCUAAUAAUAAAAAUAAUAAAUAAUCCUACAGACUAAAACCUGUAUGAACCUUGCACUGAUUCUCAACUAGUGGGUUGGGACCCAACUAUCAGACGGGGAGCCAUUUUGGGUGGCUUGCGGACAGGUAGUAAAAAAUAUAAAGCAUUAUAAUUCAGACUGUUAAAACUUACAUUUUUGUUUUGGUCUUCAGGCUUUAUUCCCUAAAGAGGAGAACAACUACAGUGGAUUCUACCUCACAGUUCUGAUGACCGAGGGUUCAAAUCACGCGUGGUAAGUUAAUUGAAGACUCUAAAUUCCCCAUAGGUGUGUAUGUAGGAAAAAAAAUGUUUUCAAAAGCUAUUUUUGAACGUGUUCUUGCUUGUUCCUAACUUCAGUAAAAGUGGGUCGCGAUUUAGCGACAAUAGAAGAAGCUUAAAGCACUGAAAAUUGUGCUUUUCUUGACCAUGUGAAAGCUGACAGCUAUAUUGGAAUUGAUUCUUGAAAUGCUAAACUAUCUCACUUUUAACUAUGUGAGUUUGUGAUUUUCAAAUCAUUGGAUUUUAAUCAACAUUUCUUAAUUUGGGACUAGGGAAUGUGUUUCCUUGUUUCUUACGUUUUGUUUCAUGUUCAAUGUGUGCUGAGUACAUUGAGUUGGCAUUUGUAUGAAAUAUGCUAUUCCGAUUAAAUCUUCUCCUGAGUGGA